This is a messenger RNA of Anoplopoma fimbria (sablefish), 9013 nucleotides long. Its product is annotated as low-density lipoprotein receptor-related protein 2-like. NCBI's taxonomy places the organism in Eukaryota, Metazoa, Chordata, Actinopteri, Perciformes, Anoplopomatidae. The coding region runs from base 55 to 8892 and encodes 2945 amino acids. The record is from RefSeq and is a predicted model, not a curated record. Gene Ontology annotation, molecular function: calcium ion binding; protein binding. The transcript has 47 exons.
AAAAGCCUUUCCUCCCAGUGGCGCUGUUUGUCCAGACGAGCCAAGCGGGCCGAUAUGGGUUUACACCAAGUCAUUUAUUUGAUUUGUUGGGCCAGUCUGAGCAUUUCCCCAGGUCAAAUUUUGGGAUGCCGUCACGGCGAGUGGCAGUGUGAUGAUGGAAACUGUAUCCCUGGUGUCUGGAGAUGUGAUGGAGGUGGAGACUGUCUGGAUGGAUCUGAUGAAAUGGAAUGCACUGUGCUCCCAGGCUCUCCUGGAUGUCCCCCAGGUCAGUUUCCUUGUGUUGACUCUGUCGGCUGCGUUGCUGCGUCGGCCCGCUGUGACGGACUAAACCAGUGUCCAACCGGCUCCGAUGAGGAGAACUGUGCGGCUACAGAGGGCUGUUUGGACUCUGACUGGACCUGUCGGAACCACAUCUGCAUCCCCAAAGACCUGCGCUGCAAUGGACUGAACAACUGCCUGGACAACUCUGAUGAAGAGGACUGUGGUCUGUGUGGUGAGGACGGCAUACGGUGUCCUGAGGGGACGUGUCUGAGUGCUGAAGAGAGGUGUGAUGGUACUAAUCACUGCUCGGAUGGCAGUGAUGAGCCCAUAACCUGCGGUCGUAUUUGCUCUAUGAACAACGGCGGCUGUAGCCACAUGUGCGUUGAUGAACCCUGGGGAGCUCUGUGUGCCUGUCCUGUUGGAAAUAAACUCUCUUCCAAUGGAGCAGUCUGCGAAGAUUUGGAUGAAUGUGCCCCACCCUUUGCCCCCUGUAUGCAUCACUGCACUAACACCAUAGGAUCCUACUAUUGCCACUGCAGAGAGGGCUUCAAACUGAAUGGAGGCUCCACAUGUCUGGCUACAGGUAAUACUACCAGAUUGCUGAUUGUUCAGAGGAGAUCUAUCGGGCUGUUGAAUGUGAAGACUCAACAGUUUGAAGCUAUCAACACUCCCGUGCCUGACCCAGUGGCCUUGACUUUUGAUUUUGCCCGAGGCUGGUACUUCUGGGCUGACAACCACGGCAGCAUUUACAAAAGUGAUGGACAGCACAGCUGGACAGUCUUUACUGGGGAGCCUGGAAUCAAGGGUUUAGCUUGUGAUUGGUUGAAUGGAUACCUUUUCUGGACCAAUCAGAAGACUGAGUCGAUCUACAUUCAGUCAGCUGAUGGGAAAAGUUACACUACUCUGCUGAGCAAAAACACCAGCCCAUCAGAGUUGGUGCUAAUACCUGUGGAGAGCUUGAUGUUCUGGAUCAGUGCCGGCCACGGUGACAGAGUGACGAUAGAGAAGUCAUGGAUGGACGCGUCGGAAAGAAGCACUCUGACUGUGCUCACCGCCCAGUCGGCCCACAGCCUCACUGCUGACGUGGGUUCCAGGAGGCUCUACUGGAUCAGCGACUUCAAGAAGUCUAUAGAGACGGUGAAGGUGGACGGGACUGGCCGUUACUCCUUCACAGGGCUGUUCAACAGGAAACCUGCUCUCGGCCUGGCUGUGUUUGAAAAUAAUUUCUACUGGGUGGAUGACAAAGGACUGUGGCAGGUUCCACAGAACCAACCAAACCAGAAGCAAUUCCUCUGGAAAGGCUCUCUGUCAGUAUUGGCAGUUUACCAUGAGCUCCAGCAGCCCCAAGGUUCUUCUGCUUGUACUAAGACUCCAUGUCAGCUCUGCCAGCUAAGUAAAGUCAGACCUGUUGGGUUCACCUGUGCAUGUCCAAACUCCAAAGUGCUGAUGCUGGAUGGGACAUGUGAAUAUCCAAGGUUUAUAUAUGCUACCAUCACUAGCAUCCACAUGCUGGAGUUCAGAGGCAGAGACUACACUCAAAUCCAGCUCUUCUCCACUGACGACGGCAUCCUAUCAUUUGAUCUGGACUGGUACAGAGACUGGCUGUACUGGGCUAACCAAACUGGCCAUAUCCAACGCACCAGUCUAGCUCAGGUCAAGACUGAGGUGGUCCCAACACCUGUGCCAGUUUGUCUGAUAAAAAUCGACCAGAGGAGAGGGAACCUUUACUGGGUGUCAUGUGAUCAAAACAGCAUCGGCACCGUCACAGCCGACGGCCAGUACCCACGUCAGCUGUACCAAACGACGAAGGAGAUCCGAGACCUGUAUGUGGACUGGCUGAGGAGCAGCAUCCUCUGGCUGGAGGAAGACAGAGUCCUCACCAUGAGCAUGAUGGGAGGCAAAGCCAAGGAGCUGCUGCACUUAGCGGGAGAAAUCAAGGGGAAGAUGGCCUUCGACCUCAGGGCUAGCAGUCUGCUCUGGAACUCCAAAAGGGCAGGUUUGACAACAAUGAGUUUGCUGCAGGAAAGAAGCCAUCGAGCUGGCAGGAGAUGGAACGUUUCGGGCUCAGUCAUAGCUGCCUUUGAGCCCUUCCUGUUGUCCCUCUCGGAUGAUGUCAUAACUCUGUGGGACCGGCGCAAUGGGAGCGCCGUCCAAGACAUGACAGUGAGAGGUCAUGUGUUCAGUGUAAUCGCUGCACUCGGGGACGUCGGCACAGUGCCCAAUAUUGCAGUCUGCAAUGAACCCUCUGUGCUGUGCCAACACACAUCGGUCUGCCUCUCUCAAGCCCAGCUGUGUGACGGGAAAAAGGACUGCCCCGAAGGGGACGAUGAGGAAUUUUGUGUAACCACGUGUCCUUCUAAAGACGAUUUCAAGUGCAAGGACCGUAGGAGCUGUAUCUCCAGGGAUCUCGUUUGUGACCGUCGUUCUCAUUGUCUUGAUGGCUCAGACGAGAUCAACUGUCCCACCGUAGCUUCUCCUGCACCUCGGGCAAACGUCCUGAAGUGUCCCAUGGGCUCAAAGCCAUGCGAAGACAGCUCAGAGUGUGUUUCAUACAGACGCGUGUGUGAUGGGGAAAGCGACUGUCGGGAUGGAUCAGAUGAACAGGGCUGUGAUGUUAAUCAAUCAAACAAAAUGCCACCCGCUAUCGAACCCCCUGCUCGGACUGUGCCGGCCUGCAGCAGCCCCUCGGUGCUCUGUCCCCAUUCUGCUGCUCACAUUUGCAUUUCUCCAAGCCGAUUUUGUGACGGGCGCCAAGACUGUCCUGAUGGCUUCGAUGAAGAGAACUGCAUGAAAAGAUGUCCCUCUAAAAGUGACUUCCGCUGCAAAGACCGUAGGAGCUGCGUCUCCAAGAGUCUGGUUUGUGACGGCCGCUCUCACUGCCUCGAUGGCUCAGAUGAGGUCGACUGUUCGAGUGCAGCUCCUCCUGCGGCUCAGGCAAACGCCCUGAAGUGUCGCAUGGGCUCCAGACUGUGUGAAGAUGGCACAGAAUGUGUUCUCUUCAGUCACGUCUGUGAUGGAGAGGGAGACUGCCGGGACGGAUCAGAUGAAGAAGGAUGUGAUGCUGCAGACACCACUGCUGCCACUCCUGCUCUUGAAAAUUAUCUGCUCUUAAAUGAAUCUCCUUCACCCACCCAACCAGCCUGCACCAGCCCGUCAUUUCUGUGUGAAGGUUCUUUUUUAUGUAUCAACCCAAAACAGCUAUGUGAUGGAAAGAAAGACUGCCCCGAUGGAUCUGAUGAGAACUGUGUAAAGAGAUGCCCGUACAAGAGUGACUUCCGUUGCAAAGACCGUAGGAGCUGCGUCUCCAAGAGUCUGGUUUGUGACGGCCGCUCUCACUGCCACGAUGGCUCAGAUGAGGUCGACUGUCCGAGUGUAGCUCCUCCUCCUGCAGCUAAAGCAAACGCCCUGAAGUGUCGCAUGGGCUCCAGACUGUGUGAAGAUGGCACAGAGUGUGUUCUCUUCAGUCACGUCUGUGAUGGAGAGAGAGACUGCCGGGACGGAUCAGAUGAAGAAGGAUGUGAUGCUGCAGAGGUUGCCCCUCCCACUUCUUCAGAAAAUGUCCACUUAAAUGAAUCCCCUUUAACUGAGCCUCCCACCGAGCCGCCCUGCACCAGUCCUUCAUUUCAGUGUCCAGGUUCCUCUCUGUGCAUCAAACCAACGCAGCUUUGUGAUGGAAAAAAAGACUGCCGCGAUGGAUCUGAUGAGAACUGUCUGAAAAGAUGCCCUUACAGGAAUGAUUUUCUGUGCAAGGACCGUCGGAGCUGCGUCUCCAAGAGUCUGGUUUGUGACGGCCGCUCUCACUGCCUCGAUGGCUCAGAUGAGGUCGGUUGUCCUCCUGCAGCUCCUCCUGCGGCUCAGGCAAACGCCCUGAAGUGUCGCAUGGGCUCCAGACUGUGUGAAGAUGGGACAGAGUGUGUUCUCUUCAGUCACGUCUGUGAUGGAGAGAGAGACUGCCGGGACGGAUCAGAUGAAGAAGGAUGUGAUGUUGCAGACACUGCCACUCCUGUUCUUGCAGAAAAUGGCCACCUAAAUGAAUCUCCUGCACCCACCCAACCAGCCUGCACCAGCCCCUCAUUCCUGUGUGAAGGUUCUUCUCUAUGCAUCAACCCAAAAAAGCUAUGUGAUGGAAAGAAGGACUGCCCCGAUGGCUCUGAUGAGAACUGUGUAAAGAGAUGCCCGUACAAGACGGACUUCCGCUGCAAAGACCGUAGGAGCUGCGUCUCCAAGAGUCUGGUGUGUGACGGACGCUCUCACUGCCACGAUGGCUCAGAUGAGGUCGACUGUCCGAGCGCAGCUCCUCCUGCAGCUAAAGCAAACGCCCUGAAGUGCCGUUUGGGCUCAAAGCCAUGUUAUGACGGAGCAGAGUGUGUUUUGUACAGCCACGUAUGUGACGGAGAAAAUGACUGUAGGGAUGGAUCUGAUGAACAGGGAUGCCCAGAAUCCUGCAAGCAAGGGGAGUUUGAGUGCGCCAACGGGAAGAAGUGCAUCCCUGAGGCUGAGGUGUGUGAUGGCAAGUCGCAGUGCAUGGACCAGUCCGAUGAACUGGACUGCUGGAAACCAACAAAGGGCUGCGAGUAUCGCUGCGCCGACGGCAAGCGCUGCAUUCCAAAUAAAUUCCUGUGCGAUGGAGAGAGAGACUGCCUGGACGGCGGGGAUGAGGUGGGCUGCGACGAGGUUACUGAUGCAACAACAGAGUCUCCUCUUCUCAGUCCUGCAUCCACUUGCAUCACUCCUUCAGUCAUCUGCCCGGGUUCAUCACUGUGCAUCUCUCUAACUCAGCUGUGUGAUGGGCAAAGAGACUGCCCUGAUGGAUUUGAUGAAAAUAACUGCAUUGUCCAAUGCAAAAACCCAGAGGACUUCUUAUGCAGCGACCGGAGGAUGUGCGUGCCCAAGAUGGACGUGUGUGACAGUCGUGCCCAUUGUCACGACGGCUCCGAUGAGAACCAGUGUCAAACAGCAGAUCCUACGGCUCCAUCCUCCAACAAUGCUCUCGGUGCCAGAUCAUCCCCACUGAGGUGCCGCAAAGGUUUUAAGCCGUGUAAAGAUGGCCUUGACUGUGUCAUGUACAGCCAUGUGUGUGACGGAGAGAGCGACUGCCACGAUGGAUCGGACGAAGAGGGGUGUGCCGCUCAGUGCAAAGCAGGUGAGUUCCGUUGUGCUCAUGGGAAAAGAUGCAUCCCAUCGGAGCAGGUGUGUGACGGGCAGAACGACUGUCAAGACCGAUCCGAUGAAAUGGAUUGUUCGAGUCUGAUUGAGGGCUGCCAUAAGCGCUGUGACAACAACACUCGCUGUAUACCGGAGACCUUCCUGUGUGACGGCGAGAGAGACUGCGCUGAUGGGUCCGAUGAAGAGAAGUGCGGUGUGGUGUCCUGUGCGAUUAACCAGUAUCGCUGUCUUAGUGGUCAGUGCGUGUCUGAGGCCCUGAGAUGUGAUGGAUACGCCGACUGCGGUGAUCGAUCUGAUGAAUUGCAUUGCACAAGACCCCCGCGCUGUCCGACACAGCUCCGAUGCCCGAACAGCCACGAGUGCCUGCAGAGAGAGUGGCUCUGUGACGGUGAAGACGACUGCAAAGACGGGUCGGAUGAGAAGAACUGUGUGACGUCACCAGCAAAGUGCAGGGAAUACCAGUGGCAGUGUGGAGACAGCAGCCAAUGCAUCCCCGUGUCAUGGAGGUGUGACGGGAAGAAGGAUUGCCACAACGGCGUGGACGAGGACAAAUGCAGCGAGAGAAGCUGCGCCCCUCACCUUUACCAGUGUGGCAGCGGUGAGUGCGUGGAGCCCCGCCUGGUGUGCAACAGCUUCACCAACUGUGCCGACAGAUCGGACGAGGGCGCGGGAUGUGCUCGACGCAACUGCUCCAGUCCAUCGGCUCCGCGGUGUGACCACCAGUGUGUCAGCACCCCAAACGGACCGAGAUGUUACUGUGCUCCAGGUUUCAAAAUACAGUCCAGUGCCGUGUCCUGUGUGGACAUUGACGAGUGCAACGCAGUGCCGCAAGUCGUCUGCAAACACACCUGCCUGAACACCCGUGGGUCCUACGUCUGUCACUGCCUCCAUGGUUUCUACCUGGAGCCUGACAACAAAAGCUGCAAAACCAAAGACGAGCCUUUGCUUCUGGCGUCGGUGCAGUCAGAGCUCCUGCUGCUGGGAGUCCACAGCAGCUCUUUGCGUCUCCUGUCCUCUGCCAACCGGCCCGUGUUCUCACUGGACUAUCACUGGGCCCAACAGAGAGUCUACUGGCUGAGCCCCGACUACCAGAGCAUCCGCUGGGCUGACAUGAAAAACUCAAACAGCAAAGGGACACUGAUCAAAGGAGUGAAGUCGGAUUUCAUCGCAGUGGACUGGAUUGGUAAGAACCUGUACUGGGUGGACGGAAUGGUGGGUCAGAUUCUGGCUGUGAAGCUCAGUGAUACCACAGUGAGGUCUCAGGACUACACUGUGGUCCUGGGUGAAGAUCUGGAGCAGCCAAGCUCAUUGGUGCUCCUGCCACACAGAGGGAUGAUGCUUUGGUCUGAGAUCGGCAGCACCCCUCAGAUCGAGCAGUCUGGGAUGGACGGUUCAAAGAGGAAGGUGGUGGUGAGCCAAGGCUUGAGCUGGCCAGUCAGUCUGGCCUAUGACUUCCUGGACAACCGGGUGUACUGGGCCGAUGAGAAACUGCGCUGCAUCGGCUCGGCCUCUCUGGAUGGAGACAACGUCAAGAUCCUCCAGCUAACCGAAACACCGAGCCCUUUCUCCGUGGCAGUCUUCAAUGACAGAGUCUUCUGGUCUGACACCAAAAGAAGAACAAUCCGCUCCGCUGACAAGAACACCGGCAAAGACCAAAAGGUCCUUCUGAAGAGACCAGGGCAGCCGUUUGGACUGAAACUGAUGCACACCCUUUCCCAGCCAGCCAUAUCCAACCCCUGUGACCGGCUGCACUGCUCCCACCUCUGCCUCCUGGCCCCGGCGAUGAGAAGCAAGGCUGGGUCUCUGGGAGCCCCGUGGGUUAACGGGCCUGCGGCAGUUUGCCGGUGCCCAAAGGGGCUGCUGCUUUCCAAGGACAAGAUUACCUGCUCUCUUCCUGUGGAUUCAACGUUCAUCCUGUUUUUGUCCCGUACCACAGUCUAUCAGAUUCACUUGAACUCCAUGCGUCGUGAGGGUGUUUCUCUGAAAAAAAUGCCAAACGGCCGAGUUUUAGCCCUCCCCGGAGUAACUGAGGCCUCUGGGCUGGACGUGUCCAUCCAGGAUCUUUCUCUGUAUGUGGCUGAUGCAGGACAACAAUCUGUAGAUGUGCUGAAGCUGAGCAGCUCCAGGUCCAGACAGGGACUGAUGCCUCAAGGACAGAUCCUCAAGCUGAGGGAUGAUCAAGUCACAGCUCUGGCAGUUGACUGGGUGACCGCCAACCUCUACUGGAGCAGCACCGCCAGGCCUGAUCUCCACGUGACCUCCCGCCAUGACGGCUACACCACCUCACUGCUGCAGGGAUCGCUGAAGUGCACCACCUCCAUUGCACUGCAUCCCCCCUCUGGACAACUCUGUUACACAGCUGUAGUCUGGGCAGGGGGGAAGAGCUCGACCGAGGUGAACUGCGCCUGGAUGGAUGGCCGUAAAAAAGCAGUGCUGUGGAGGAAAUCGAGCAUCCCCACCUCGGUUGUCUUUUCCAAACACGGAACCAUGAUCUACUGGGCUGACGCGGGUGAAGGUGUAAUCAGCUCUAUUGGAGUGGAUGGAACAGGAUAUAAACAGUACAAAACAGGGCCAGGCCUUCUCACCGCUUUCACACAUGUCGAGGACAUCCACCUCUGGGUCACCAUGGACAAAGAUCUAACCAAACUGUGGUUCAGUGACGGUCUCCAGCCUAACCAACUGUGGUUUGAGACAAAGACCAGCGUGGUGGAAGUCAAAGGCUACAGCAACGACAGUCAGUCUGGAACUAAUAGCUGCUCCAAAUACAACGGCGGAUGUGUCCAUCUGUGCCUGCCCCAUCCCGGAGGUCACACGUGUAAAUGCGGCCGGGGAUUCAACGCCGUCGAUGCCACCGCCUGCACGCCGCUCCCCGCCUGCCCCGCGGGGGAAGAGUCCUGCUUUGACGGUACCAAAUGUAUCAGCAGCAGAAAGUUCUGUGAUGGACAGGUGGACUGUCCAGACCAGUCGGAUGAACAGGACUGUCCAAUCACAAAUUCUGCGUCUUUCGGGACCAAAUCCAUUGAUGGCCGCCUUCCCAAGUCUUCCCACUCUCCUCACCCCAACAACGCCCAAAAGAACUCUGUACUCUCAGUUAAGAAAGACUCUUCAUCCUGUGAUCUCCAACGCUGCAGCGGUCAUGGACAAUGCAUCACAGAAGGCAAAGACACUCGCUGCCAUUGUGCGGCCGGUUACAAGGGAGAGUCCUGUCAAGUGGCAGAAUCUGGACAGAGCCACGUGGCUGUGAUCCUGGGUGUCUUCUGCCUCGUUGUUGCAUUGACGGGAGCUGCGUUUAUUUUUGCUAAAAGGAGAGGCUGGCCGUUCAGAAGCGGAUCCAUGGAUAAAGAAACUCUGAUGGCAAACAUGGGCCUAGCAAAUGAACACUACGAGUCAGACUCUGAGGAGCUGGAGUCCCCAGUAGAUCCGAAGAACCCCCCGCUAGCCAUGAAGUCACUACAGCUCAAAUAGAAGUUCUGUGUUCUGCAUUACACAUUGACAAAUAAUGUCUGGGGAUUGAUUUCUCUAGUGAUGUCUUUUGGUGAAUUAAAAGUGAGAAGAAAUGAACCCAAAAUGAUUUUUUUUUUUUACU